Molecule: messenger RNA, 2670 nt
Organism: Salmo salar (Atlantic salmon)
Lineage: Eukaryota; Metazoa; Chordata; Actinopteri; Salmoniformes; Salmonidae
Source: RefSeq, a predicted model, not a curated record
CCUUCACUGUCCUACGUUGCGGUGAGUGACAGGACGCUUGCUGCUUAAGCAACAAGCUUAGCGCUGAUAGCUAAACGUACCUACCUCUUAAAUUAUUUUAGCACCACUGACAAAGAAGACGAAAUGGAGGUGCCGAUGGAUCCCUUGUUUCUUGCAUGGAGCUACUUUAGAAGACGGAAGUUCCAACCAUGUUCAGAUAUUUGUUCGAAGAUAUUAGAGGACAGUCCAUACGACCAGGAACCUGACUCCUCAUCACAUAUUUCUGAGGCUGCAUGGAGUCUGAAGACCCGUGCUCUGACAGAGAUGGUGUACAUUGAUGAGGUGGAGGUGGACCAGGAGGGGAUCGCUGAGAUGAUGCUGGAUGAAAGCUCCAUUGCCCAGGUUGCUCGCCCUGGUACAUCACUGAGGCGUCCUGAAACAAGUCAUGGAGGUGGACCUACUCCAGCUAUCAGGCCCAUGACCCAAUCGGGACGUCCAAUUACAGGGUUUGUGAGGCCCAGUACCCAGUCUGGCAGACCAGGGACAAUGGAACAGGCCAUUAAGACCCCACGCACGGCACACACUGCCCGCCCUGUCACUGGUGCAUCUGGGAGAUUUGUCCGGCUGGGAACAGCCUCCAUGUUAACCAAUCCUGAGGGGCCAUUUAUAAAUUUGUCAAGACUCAACUUGGCUAAAUAUGCCCAGAAGCCCAAUUUAUCCAAGACCUUGUUUGAGUACAUCUUCCAUCAUGAAAAUGAUGUAAAAAAUGCUUUAGACCUGGCUGCUCUGGCCACUGAGAAUGCUCAGUUCAAAGACUGGUGGUGGAAAGUCCAGCUGGGGAAGUGCUACUACAGACUUGGUUUACACCGGGAAUCAGAAAAACAGUUCCGAUCUGCUCUCAAUCAUCAGGAGGUGGUGGACACAUACCUCUAUCUGGCCAAGGUGUAUCAGCGGCUUGAUCAACCUAUAACUGCACUGAACCUCUUCAAGCAAGGUCUGGACCACUUCCCUGGGGAGGUCACUCUCUUAACGGGAAUUGCUCGCAUUCAUGAGGAGAUGAAUAACAUCACCUCAGCCACAGAGUACUACAAAGACGUGCUGAAGCAGGACAACACUCACGUUGAGGCUAUCGCCUGCAUAGGCAGCAAUCACUUUUACACGGACCAGCCUGAGAUCGCCUUGCGCUUUUACCGACGGCUGCUGCAGAUGGGGGUAUAUAAUUGCCAGCUGUACAACAACCUGGGAUUGUGCUGCUUUUAUGCCCAGCAGUAUGAUAUGACCCUCUCCUCCUUCGAGAGGGCUCUGGCCCUGGUGGCCAAUGAUGAGGAGCAGGCUGACGUCUGGUACAACAUUGGACACGUGGCCGUGGGAAUAGGAGACCUGACUCUGGCAUACCAGUGUUUUAAACUGGCCUUGGCCUUCAACAACGACCAUGCUGAGGCCUAUAAUAACCUGGCUGUGCUGGAGCUACGCAAGGGACACAUUGAGCAGUCCAAAGCUUUCCUCCAGACCGCUGCAUCAAUUGCCCCUCACAUGUAUGAGCCACACUUUAACUACUCCACUCUGUCAGACAAGAUUGGAGAUCUGCAGAGUAGCUACACGGCAGCCCAGAGGUCAGAGGAUGCCUUCCCUGAGCAUGUAGAUACCCAACAGAUCCUGAAACACCUGCGCCAGCACUUUGCUGUGCUGUGACCUACUGACCGACACACCUGACUUGACAGUCCAAACUUCCUGUGUGAUAAUUGACUUAGUUGUCGUAGAGUGCUGCUAUUGAACAACAGUGACUGGCCUCCUCAUGUUCUGGUUAGACAUCAUCACAAUCUACAGAAAAACAUUCUUCUGUUAGAUGAUGGUAUCCAGGCUAAAUGAUACAAAGGGCAAUUUGGCUUGGGCAACUCACUGCACAGCAAUUAUUAUUAAACAGUCAUUUACAACUGCCUGGCCUAAUGCAGGUCUUAUUAGUUGUAAUUGAAGUGUUUUAUUUGCAGCCAAGAUUGUUUCAACUGUUGGUUCACAUACAUGUGUAAUAGUAUUUAAGGUACUUUUAAGCACCGAUAGUGAAUGUACAUAAUAAUGUAUGAACAUGGAAGAAACACAUAUUUACUAUAGUACAUAUAUUUAUACUGCUAUAUUUUUUAUAGUGUAUUCAGAUGUAAACCUGGGAUGUAUUUUGGUAUUAACAUUACUCUUGUCAUCAUUUGUAGUCUGUCUUGUUUGCAAGGAGUAAACUAUAGAAAACAUUUUUUUUUAAGAUGCAGAACUAAUUAAGUUGUGUUUAACUUUACAGUAUGACAAUUUCUUUUAUCAGAUAAAAUGUUAUGUAAAACGUAGUUACAUUUGAUUCCAAUGCUUAUUAUUUUGAAUGUAUGUAUUUACUUAUUCAAAUUAUCGAAAUUUUACUGUAAUUUCUAAGCUUUCCUUUGAUUUUAUUUCACAUAUCCAUUUCAAUGGAUGUGUACACAGCAUCAUUCCAGGACUUUAUGGGAUUUAAUUUGGGAUGGAUGGCCGCACAGUCCUCCAUUCCAUAGUGGUCAUUGGGCUGUUUCAUGCCAGUACCUUUUAAACCAAAUGAAAUGUUACUUCCUCGACAUUCUGGUCUUAUCCGGAAUGAUAAUGGUACAGUGGAAACAUUAACCAAGUACCGCUUGACAUGUUGGUCUACACAAAUACAUAGAAGAUCAUGCAUGAUUA